UUUUGUUAAAGGAGGUAACCGAGGAAGAAAAGAUGCAAGCUACAGUCAUGGCUCUAGAAGGAAAAGCGUUGAGUUGGUACCAUUGGUGGGAGAAAUGCAACCCUAACCCUAAUUGGGAAGGUUUUAAGAUUGCUGUGGUACGUAGAUUCCAACCUUCAAUGGUUCAGAAUCCUUUUGAGCAAUUGUUAUCCUUGAAACAAACAGGCACCGUAGACGAGUAUGUCGAGGAUUUUGAAAAAUACGUGGGAGCCAUGAGAACCAUUGAUCAAGAAUUUGUGAGAGGAAUAUUCUUGAAUGGACUCAAACAGGAGCUACAAGCUGAGGUAAAAUUGUAUGAGCUUAACUCCUUAUCAGAAAUGAUUCAAAAAGUUAUAUUGAUUGAACAAAAGAACAUGUUAGUCAAUAUGAAAAAUGGUUAUAGUUAUGCUUCUAGAACUAACGGCAAUUCACGUAGCAUGCCCUAUUCUAAAACUAUAACCCUAGAAUCAAAGUUGAGUUCAGAUCAGAAAAGCAGUACCAUGAGUGGGACUGGCCAGAGUCAAAGUGUGGAAAGUGUUAAAAACAGAGGAGGGGAGUUUAAACAUUUAACCAGUGCUGAAGUCAGAGAGAAAAGAGAAAAAGGGUUAUGUUUUAGAUGUGAUGAACCUUAUAAUAAAGAACAUCGAUGUAAAAACAGACAAUUUAAGAUGAUCCUUAUGGAAGAAGAGGAGGAAGAAGGAGUAGAAGAAGGGGAGGAACCCCUUCAGUCUUUUAGAUCUUUGCAUCUAUCAUUGUGUUCCCUGUCUGGAUUCACUACGACUAGAUCUUGGAAAGUGGAGGGAUUGUUAGAAGGUGUAGCAGUGGUCAUCCUAAUUGAUUGUGGUGCUUCCCAUAAUUUCAUAGCUAUUGAGUUGGUGGAAAGACUGCACUUAACAGUUAUGGAAACCUCUCCUUACAUGGUAGAAGUAGGAGAUGGACAUAAAGUAAGAUGCAAGGGAAAGUGUGCACAGUUAAAAUUUCAGAUGCAGAACUUAGAAGCAAUCCAAGACUUUUAUUUGUUCACACUCAAGGGGGUUGACAUGGUGUUAGGUUUGGAUUGGCUAGCAGGGUUGGGAGAAAUUAAAGCAGAUUUUGGAAAGCUGGAACUAACUCUGAAACAAGGAGAAAAGUUCAUCAGAAUAGCUGGAAAUCCAGCCUUAACUAAAACUGAACUCCCUUUUGGAGCACUGAUGCAAGUUUUAAAAGAAGAAGGUGAGGGAUUAUUAAUUCAAUGUGAAAGAACCAAAACGGAAUUAGAUUCUCAAAAGACCCUACCAAAAAAUUUUCUGAAAUUACUAGACGAAUUUGAUGAGAUAUGUUCAGACCCAAAGGAGCUGCCUCCAGUUAGAAAGCAUGAUCAUGCUAUCCAUCUCAAAGAGGGAGCUUCAAUUCCUCAUUUGAGGCCUUACAGGUACCCACAUUAUCAGAAAACAGAGAUAGAAAGAUUGGUAGCAGAGAUGCUGGAAUCUGGGGUAAUUAGGCACAGUAUUAGUCCAUAUUCAAGUCCUAUUAUACUAGUGAAAAAGAAGGAUGGGGGGUGGAGGUUUUGUGUAGAUUAUAGAGCAUUGAACAAGAUAACGAUACCUAACAAAUUCCCUAUUCCAAUUAUAGAGGAACUUUUGGAUGAAAUUGGUGGAGCCACUGUGUUCACUAAAUUGGACUUGAAAUCGGGUUAUCAUCAGAGGAACUAUUGGAUGAAAUUGGUGGAGCCACUAUGUUCACUAAAUUGGACUUGA
Molecule: messenger RNA, 1754 nt
Organism: Cicer arietinum (chickpea)
Lineage: Eukaryota; Viridiplantae; Streptophyta; Magnoliopsida; Fabales; Fabaceae
Source: RefSeq, a predicted model, not a curated record